Molecule: messenger RNA, 876 nt
Organism: Neurospora hispaniola
Lineage: Eukaryota; Fungi; Ascomycota; Sordariomycetes; Sordariales; Sordariaceae
Exons: 2
Coding region: 1-876 (291 amino acids)
Cellular component (GO): transcription factor TFIIH holo complex
Source: RefSeq, a predicted model, not a curated record
AUGGCGGAAAACGAAACCCCCAAUCCCCCGACCGCGCCAGCCCCAGGCGGCUUUGUGCCUCCCGCGAUCUCUUCAAACUCGUUACCAUCUCCAGCGCCCAGCUCAGCAUCAGCGGCGGCUGUAUCCAAUCUCCCACAUCCUCGCCGAACUUCCCUUCGCCCCGGGUCCAUCAAGGAGGAUAAAGUCCGCAACUAUGUAUCCGACAAAAUGCUACACAUCAGUCGCCGAUACGUCAAGCACUUUGCCAUUCCCCAUCCCGACGACGAAAUCACGGGCUACAAGUCCAUGGCCGAACUAUGUAAAGACGUGGACGACGUUAUCAAUAUCAUCUGGCUAUCCGGUACUCCCAGCCUACAAAUCCCCUACCUGCUCAACAUUGCGAGCGAGUUCACCACCUGGCUCGAGGGCUUCCCUCCCUCGCCCGCAGCCACAUUCGCGCUACUACGAAAACUCGACCACUGCUUCGCCAGUCUACUCUUCGGUUACGACAUCGACACCAAAGAAACACUACCAGGCUUCGAGAACGGCCUUCGAGCCGGCCUGUCCCGCACCGACAUGGUCCGCUGUAAAAGCGUAAUUGAGCGCACUCGUGUAUUGGUAGUCGAGGUCAUGGCGAAAGAGCCAGCCGACGAGGAUCCAGAUGGCGAUACUGGGGGCCAGGGUAUCCAGACCCCGAAGCCGGACAACGAUACCGAGGCCGAAGCUGAGUCUGAUCGUCUGCCCGAGAUGAGCGAUUUCGAUGAUGGUGACGACGACGACGAAGACGAGCUGUUACACAUGAACGUCGCUCAGGUGUAUGAGAACACACUUGUCAAGUUGGGAGAAAUCCUGGGAGAUGGAGGUGGUGUAACGACGAUGCCCAUGUCUGUGGACUGA